AAGGUUGACUCACGGGAGAAUAGUGUUACCUAGGAGCGUUGCAGAUACGUGGACCAGAAGCUGGGAAAAAGCAUUCUUUGGAACGAAUUGCUUCUGAAAGAGCUCAGUCGUAGAUCUCACUUCAGGUUUGAUACCUUCCGACGAUUUGCACCUGAACUACUCGCCUCAACAAACACCUCUGACUGUGAUGCAAAGGUAGACCUACAACUUUACGAUACGGUUUUAAUUUAUAAAUAUAUAUUUUUUGUUAUACUUUACCGUUAAUUUUAUGUAACUUGUAAGA
This is a messenger RNA of Gryllus bimaculatus (two-spotted cricket), 283 nucleotides long. NCBI's taxonomy places the organism in Eukaryota, Metazoa, Arthropoda, Insecta, Orthoptera, Gryllidae. The record is from the annotation of a GenBank genome assembly.